This is a messenger RNA of Rhodofomes roseus, 2383 nucleotides long. RefSeq names its product P-loop containing nucleoside triphosphate hydrolase protein. Bases 23 to 2164 code for a protein of 713 amino acids. Gene Ontology annotation, cellular component: mitochondrion. Gene Ontology annotation, molecular function: ATP binding; nucleic acid binding. The record is from RefSeq and is a predicted model, not a curated record. The transcript is spliced from 2 exons. NCBI's taxonomy places the organism in Eukaryota, Fungi, Basidiomycota, Agaricomycetes, Polyporales, Fomitopsidaceae.
GUCCUCUUCUUCCCGAACCAAUAUGUUGGCCACAUUGUGCGCCAGGGCCGUGCGGGUACCCGCCAAAGGCUCCUUACGGGUACACGCGGCGAGAGGUACGUCCAGUCCUCGUCACUCUGGUGGUUCGAGCUUGACCGUCGUGGCAGGUGUCUUCAGACAGACACCCAUCCGGCGAUGGGCUGCUACUGCUGCUGCUCAGACAGCCCCGGAGGAGGCUCUCAGUCAACACGUGGAGGCACACCAGGCGGCUUCUGAGACACCGGAGUUCUCCACUCUUCAGGACGUUGUCUCGCCCAACACCCUGAAAGCGAUCAUCGGCAAACCGUUCGAGCUUACGCGCAUGUCCCCGGUGCAGGCCGCCGUACUUCCCCUUCUCCCCGGUUUGGCUGAGCCCCACGCACCUGGCGCAGAGCAUCCCCGCGACCUGCUCGUCAGAGCACGAACAGGUACUGGUAAGACCCUCGCUUUCCUGGUGCCCGCUAUCGAGGCUCGGAUCCGGGCCAUGAAGGCAUACGGUGAACAGGCGGUGACGGACGCUGGGGCGUCGGCGGACCAGCACACGCAAGAACGCGCGAUGCGCCAUUUCGCGCGAAGCACUCCCGGUUGUCUCGUCAUCAGCCCUACGCGCGAGUUGGCGACCCAGAUUACGAACGAGGCGCUGCGUCUCAGCUCCCACCACCGCGGUUUCGAGGUCAGGCUCUUCGUCGGCGGUGCUAGCAGGAGAAGUCAGUUGCACGAUUGGCACAAUGGCAGGCUGGACAUCGUCGUCGCGACCCCGGGUCGCAUUCGGGAUAUUAUGGAGAACGAGCCUGAUAUCAGUAAGGCCUUGAAGCGGACGAACAUGUUGAUCCUGGACGAGGCCGACACACUUCUGGACAUGGGUUUCCGUGAUGACCUGGACGCCAUCGUCUCGCAUUUGCCAAAGUCCCCAUCGAGACAGACGUUCAUGUUCUCUGCCACGGUUUCCCCCCCAAUUCGACAGAUUGCCCGUGAGUACCUUGACGCGAAGCACUCGUACAUCAACUGUGUCGACGAUGCGGCGCCUCCGACCCAUGCUAGCAUCCCACAAUACCAUACUGUUGUGCCGUCCGAGGGCGACUUCGUCCCUCAUCUCCUCCGCAUCCUCGCCCACGACCAGUUGACGCACGGCAUAAAGUCCAAGGUCCUCGUGUUCGCCCCUACGACCAAAAUGACGCAGCUCUUCACGACGAUUGUCUACAGCCUGGCUUCUACGCUGCCUGCGGGUAAAUCGACGAGAGUCACUCCGAUGCACUCAAAGCUUAGCCAGCCGUCGCGCGACAAGGCUGCCGCCGCGUUCCGCGAGGCGUCGCGGAACCCCACCGUCCUCGUCAGCUCGGACGUGUCUGCCCGCGGCGUCGACUACCCCGGGGUCACGCGCGUCAUCCAGCUCGGGAUUCCCAUCACCGCUGAAUCGUACAUUCACCGUGCAGGUCGCACGGGCCGUGGCAAGGAUACGACGUCCGGACGCGUCGACCUCGUGCUUAUGCCUUGGGAGGCUGGCUACGUCAGCUGGAAGCUCCAAGACAUGCCGCUGAAGCCGGUGACGUCGAACGAGCUCGUGAGGCAGGUGCAAGAGCUCGCGCAGCGUUACGAUAACGGCGAGCUAGACGUCAAGUUUUUCCACGCCGCGCAGAAGCCGUACGCACCGGUGCUAGAGACGAUGCAAGAUGAAAUCAAGGAGCUGCACGGCCGGCUCGACGAGGAAGCGAUCGUGGAGACUCUGAUGUCGCUCCUCGGGUACUACGGUCCGCGUGUGGCCGAUCUGCGCGUGCAGCGCGAGGUCGUCCUCGAGGGUGUCAAGAAGUGGGCGACGCAGGCGAUGGGUCUCCCGAAGCCGCCCCAUAUCUCGGCCUCCCUUCUCGGGAAGACGGGCUUUGGUGGUGGUGGUGGUGCCUCGUCGCAGUUUUCCCGCGGGCGUUCCAGCAGGUCACUAUCCAACCAGCAACCAUGGAUCGGCCGUGGCAACAGGGAGUCGCGCGGCUUUGAUAAAGAGUCGCGAGGAUCUGACAGGGAUUCGCGGAGCUACGGUCAGCCUAGAGAAUCUCGAGGGUUCGACAGAGGUUCUCGGGACUUUGGCCGCGACUCCCGCAGGAGCGGCGGCUAUGACAAGCCGGCGCCGAGGAGGUCGUUCGACGAUGAGUGAUCCACCUACGUUUACUCAUCGCGCAAAAGCCUAUUGUGCAGGCGCGAUGCCUCGCACGGAGGUUGUUGACCGCCAGCUUAUGCGGUGGUAUGGGUUAGACUGGGUGCGCAGCGCCGCUGGGCCGCAUUGUACUUCUAGUAUGGUACCUACGCUUUCAUGCAUGUAAUAGGUUUGUUGCGCUUUCGAUGCGAAUAGAGACGACCUUGGGGCUCCCCACUA